Messenger RNA from Gigantopelta aegis, 291 nucleotides. RefSeq names its product leucine-rich repeat-containing protein 40-like. Lineage: Eukaryota; Metazoa; Mollusca; Gastropoda; Neomphalida; Peltospiridae. The coding region runs from base 1 to 291 and encodes 96 amino acids. The record is from RefSeq and is a predicted model, not a curated record. The transcript is spliced from 3 exons.
AUGAUUCAGCCUCUUUCUUCUCCAAGUCGUACAUCAAAAAUCAGUUCUUCACCUUAUCGAGAAUUAAGGAGUAACCAAUUGUCUGAUCUACCAAUGACAUUAUCUUCUUGUCUAAAAUUGCGUGAUAUCUAUUUGUCUUUAAAUCGUUUUACUCUUCUUCCCUCGGUUAUAUAUGAGUGUAUUAAGCAUUUGGAAUUAGGAGGUAACCGAUUUAGAACUCCUCGUCCAGCAAUAUUAACAAAAGGUACAGCUGCUUUGUUAGAAUAUCUUAGAGACAGAAUCUCAAAGUAA